AUGUAUUUAUUAUCAACAUUUGCUAGAACUUAUCCAAAAUUAACAAUUCUAUUAAUUCUCUAUUUAGUGUGUAUUGCUUAUUUUCUAUCACAACAAAACAAUACAGAUGAAGAAAAAAAAGAAUUUUUUGAAAAACAAAAUAAAGAAAUACUGCCAUCAUACAAACGGCCAUCAUUACCCAUUCAAUCUUAUUCAUUUUAUGAACCGCCUAGUCGAACAUUUCAAGUACCACCGUUUACGGUGCCAUAUGUUUUAACACAUGUGUGGAUACCACGUGAGCUUAAAAUUAUUGUAUUUGUACAAGGUAUUGAUGUGGUGACAAAUAUCGGUUAUUGUGUUGUUGGUCAUCAAACAUUAAAGCGAAUAUUACAACAAAAUUAUGUUUAUGAAUGUCUAUUUCAAUCACAUAGACAAGCACGAAGUUUAGAUAGUCAAUUAGUAACACUUAAAACUCAUGAAAAAAUUCUCUUACCAACACUGACAAAAUUUAGAUAUAGUCUACCAAAACCAAAACCCUUGACACCAAAACAUUUUCUAUGUGCAGUAACACAAAUUGUAAACAAAUCACUUGAUUUAGAAGAUUGGCUUAUUUAUCAUAAAAAACUUGGUAUUGAAUAUUUUUUUCUAUAUGAUAAUGAUAGUAAAGAUAAUACGACAGACAUUUUGAAAUUACCAACAUUUAAUGAAUACGUUCAAAUGUUCUAUUGGCCAUGGAUUAAAAGUCAAAAACACGCAUUUGUCCAUGCUAAAUUAUUAACCGAUAGUCUAUGCGAAUGGACAUUAUUUUUUGAUGUUGAUGAAUAUAUUUAUGUUCGACAAUGUUCAGCACUAAAUUGUUUAUCGAAACUUCUUACUAAUUUGACUCAAAAUGUAGGACAAAUAUGUUUUAAAAGUAAAGUAUUCGGUUCGUCAGGACAUAUUCGUCGUCCUGUCAAUGGGACCGUUGUUGAUAACUAUAUUCAUCGUUCGGAUGCACGACAUAUUUAUGAAAAACAUGGAAAAUGUGCUGUUAAAACACACUAUGCUAAAUUACAUUCGACUAUUCAUGAAUUUAUAAUGGAUAAAAGAUAUCAUACAACUGUAUUACAACCAACAGUAGCUUUGUUAAAUCAUUAUAAAUUGAAAAGUUGGGAAGAUUUUAUGCAAAAAUAUUUUAGACGAAAUAAUAUGCCCGAUUGGGCUAUACCAGCAAAUUUUAGUGUUAAUAAUCCGCCGUUAGAUUGGAAAUUUGGACAUCCGAAAGCAUAUGAAUUUAAUUUAACUACGAAAGAUACAGCAUUUAGAGAUUUUAGAAAAAAAUUUGAUAAGAUAUUGUUAUAA
Messenger RNA from Didymodactylos carnosus, 1320 nucleotides. The record is from the annotation of a GenBank genome assembly. Lineage: Eukaryota; Metazoa; Rotifera; Eurotatoria; Philodinida; Philodinidae.